GUUUACCAAAAAUUGAAGUUUUGUUUUCGAAGUUUGUUCCAAGAGAAAUAGAAGCGAGAUUUGGGUUGUUUUUAAGAGAUGAGCCUUUCAUUCAAUUUUCAUGUUUGCCAAAAAUAAACCUCAUCUUUAUCAUCCUCAUCACUUCCUUUACUCCAUUUUUGUUUCACUUUUUUUGCCUCAAAAUUUUCAGACUUUCUUUCCUUCUUCAUGUAAAUAAUGAACAAUCUUUUCUGAAACUUAAUCACAGUCUAUUGUUUUACUUCAGUUACAUCGUCCAAUUGUUGACUUUUUACAUUAGUUAAACUUUUCUUUUCCCUUUUUUUUACUCUGUUUACUCGGUUAUUUGGUUAACACAAUGGUUGUUAUCAAUCCAAUGAUGUGCCUUUCAUUGUUUCUCUCGUCAUUUUACUUGCAAAUUGUUUCAGCAAAUGAGCUUAAAAAUAUGUUCAAUCAUCAGCAACAUGAUCGAGACUUUAGUGGUAAAAUUGGAAUACAUUUAGGCUUUGCUAACAGAGUUGUUAGACAGAUUGAAAGUGAUUCAACAACGAGUUCAGUGUUACCAGAAACACCAGAAACAUCGACUACUUUAAAACCAACAAUCGAUCCAAGUGAUGAAGAAGCUGAAGAGAUUAAUCGUGAAACUACAACUUUAAUAUCAGAUGAAACUACCGUUAGUCCAGUUAGGACAAAGGCAUCGGCGAAAGAUGCUUUAGAUGAAUUCAUUGCUGGACCUUUAAUUGUUGUUGGAGCUAUUUCGUUGGUUUCCUUGUGCCUGUUUCUUUUGUAUGUUUGCAAAUACCGUUCAACUGGUUCAUCUGGGUUAGAUGAAUCUGCUUGAUUCAAGUUUCCAGUUUGUUGCAUAUCUAAUUAAAGGCAAUUAAAUUUAUAAUAAACACUGCGAUGUGUUUACAAUAAAAUAAUAAACAUUUGAU
Tetranychus urticae (two-spotted spider mite) is the source of this 932-nucleotide messenger RNA. RefSeq lists its product as uncharacterized. The record is from RefSeq and is a predicted model, not a curated record. NCBI's taxonomy places the organism in Eukaryota, Metazoa, Arthropoda, Arachnida, Trombidiformes, Tetranychidae.